AUGGCGAACCAUACUGCGACCAGUGCUUGUCCUAAAAUACAGACGUUUCGACCAACGGAGAAACAAUUUAGCGAAUUUUCCAACUACGUAAAAUAUAUGGAAUCAUGCGACGCACAUAAGGCCGGGAUUGCAAAAGUUAUCCCACCCUUAGGAUACGUUCCCAGAAUGGCAGGUUAUCAAGACAUUAACGACAUGACGAUUCCUUCCCCACUUUUACAAAUCGCCGUUGGAACACAAGGAUCUUAUCGGCUAAUUAACCUCCCAAAAGAACAAAUGACGGUUCGAGAAUUUCAUGACUAUACGGAAACAAAGCAUUUCACUCCAUCGCACGUGAACUUUGCCGAGCUGGAACGCAAAUACUGGAAGACAUUGUUGUACACUAAUCCAAUUUAUGGCGCCGGUGUGGAGGGAUCGUUAAUGGAUACCACCUGCAAACUUUGGAACGUGAAUAAACUCGUGGAUUCUGGUAUGGGCGAAGAUAACGCCGAAUAUCAAGGUCCAGGCAGCACAUCAUUUCUUUACUUUGGGUCUUGGAAGACUACAUUUGGCUGGCAUAUUGAAGAUAUGGACUUGUAUUCGAUUGAUUAUUUGCAUUUUGGCAAGCCAAGGACGUGGUAUGCCAUCCCUCCAGAAUAUGGACACGCAUUUGAACAAUUAGCUCAAACUUUAUUCCCAGAUAAGUCGCAAAAAUGUGCAUCACUUUUGCGACACAAAGACAUUAUAAUUUCGCCUGAAAUUGUGAGGGAUAACGCUAUUCCGUGUGAUAAGAUAACGCAGGAGAGUGGCGAGUUCAUCGUAACUUUCCCAUUUGGUUAUCAUUUCGGAUUUAAUCAUGGUUAUAAUUGUUCAGAAUCUAAUAAUUUUGCAACCACUCGGUGGAUAGAGUAUGGGAAGAGGGCGUCGCAUUGUGCUUGUUACGAUGACGAGGUUACCAUCGAUAAGGAAUCUUUCGUUGAACGAUUUCAACCUGAAAAAUACGACGCUUGGAUGGCCGGAAAUGAUUGGGGGGUGCAUCCAGAAGACGACACAAGGAGACGGUGGCCAUGCGGAAAAAAUAAACAAGCUGCAACAAACAUUUCUCAAGAUGAGCAAAUUUCCUUGAAUGCAUCUUCGUCAAAUGUUUACGAAGAACAUAAUUAUUGUUCAUUAGAAUGAAUAAAGUUAGUUUUCAUGCUGGCGACUUAAUUUAUUUGUAAUUAACCAACUAGUUUUUGUGUAGCACAAGGAAUAAAUAAGUGAAGAAUCCACAAGUCCAAAAUUACACAAAUACA
Molecule: messenger RNA, 1271 nt
Organism: Folsomia candida
Lineage: Eukaryota; Metazoa; Arthropoda; Collembola; Entomobryomorpha; Isotomidae
Product: probable lysine-specific demethylase 4B
Exons: 4
Coding region: 1-1155 (384 amino acids)
Biological process (GO): chromatin remodeling
Cellular component (GO): nucleus
Molecular function (GO): histone H3K36 demethylase activity; histone H3K9 demethylase activity
Source: RefSeq, a predicted model, not a curated record